GCGCGCGAAUGGGUGGAGUCACGAAGGCGGGAUGAGGAAGAUACGACGAUCGACAUGUUCAAACUUGACCUUGGACUAGUGCCUUCGACGAAGCGACCCCAGCGAAGGAAAACGCGUGCGGAUAGUCACGCGUUCCGGCACCGCGCGAUCAUCCGACCGCCGUCGCCUUCUUCUCCAACCGAGCUCAUCCCUCGAUCACGACCGUCUUCGCUGCCCGCGCCUCCUUUAUGGCAUGGAUCGACUCCGUCCUCGCGUCCCUGCUUCACAACGUGUUCCUCCCCCUGAUCGUGCUCAGCGUUUGCCUCAGGUACGCGCUCCAGCGAGACUACACCGCGCGACGCCUCAAGUUCCAAGCGUGGCUCUCCAACUACAUGUCGUACCGGGAGACGGGUGCCAUGCUGGAGGCAAAGGAGAUCCUAUUCGGCAAGCUCGAGUCGAUCGUCUCUCGCGACUGGUACCUGCGCAACUUGGGGCUCAUCCGGAUACUCGAGAUCGGCGCGGGCUCCGGUUCGAAUCUCGCCUUCUACCCGAGGAACUGUCACCUCGUAGCCGUGGAUAGCAACCCGUUCACGGCAUCUUAUCUGCGCCGAAAGUUGGCGCGCGUUCCCGUGCUCCUCGAGAUGUUUCUCGUGCAGAACGGCGGCUCGCUGAACAACGUCAAGAGUUGCUACGUGGACGCUGUUGUCACCACGCACGUGCUUUGCGGCGUCAAGGAUUUGGACGCCGUGCUCAAGGAGAUCGCCCGCGUGUUGGCGCCGGGCGGCAAGUUCUUCUACGUGGAACACAUGCGGCACGAUCCGGGCGACUGGCGUCGCUACGUGCAGAUGCUCGUCGACCCGCUCUGGCGAAGGCUCUUUAACGGCUGCAGCCUGACGCAGGAGCUGCAUGACGGCAUCCAGAAGUCGACGCACUUUGCCUCGGUGUCGCAGUGCAAGGUGUACUCGGCGCGGAGCAAGUUUGUCGGCAUUUUCCUCAACCCCGUUCUAGUGGGUAUCGCAACCAAGAGGGAGUUUGUGCGGAGGAGGCCGAUGAAGUUGAGCAAUGCAUUUCUUACUACACGGGCAAUGUAGAGGAGUGGGUAACGUUUCACGCUCUAAACCUAAAGAUAUCCACAUGACAUUUUUGACAUUUAAUUUUUGUGAAUACGCAAGACAUACAACUGACAAACCUCAGAGUGACCACAGGAUCAUUUGAUUUUGUAAUACUGAAAUACAUUCGUAUGAUGCACUAACUGAACAGACUAAAAGGCAUAGAAGGCUUGACAGUGUUUGCAUACAGUGUUGAUUUUUUUUCAUUCUGACAGAGGCAUACAAGUAUUCAAAUUGAGUGUUCUUAUUUUGCAAGUUGGAAAAGCAAACAAACAAAAAACACUGUUAAACAAAAUACCCUUCAAAAGACUAGAGUUACAAUAAGUGAACUUUAAGUGAAACAAAGAGAAGCAAAAAACAUCGCUACAAAAAUAAUAACAGUGCUGGUAUCAGUAGGCUUGUAGGGUUUAACAGAAUACUAAGAAACAUUUAAAGAAGUUUACAGAAUAGACAAUUUGAAACACUCUCAUUUCUUAAUAGAAGGUUGCUGUAAUAGCUUUCUAUGAACCACUUUCAAUAUAGUUUUCUAGAGUAUAUAUUUAUUACGACGUAAAGACAUCUUAAACAGACCACCAUGACAUCAUGGCACCAAGAUUUCUGUCAUCAUGCCAAGGCACUCCUGGGCGAUGAAACUAAGAGUGGUUUGUGGAAAGCUAUACUGUAGUGAAUUUUUAUUGAGGACAUAUUGAUGAUUAUCAGUAGUUUUUCUUCAGCUUCAUUUAAGGUCCUGAACUUUCAGAUAACGGAAAAGAAAAAAGUAAAAAAUGUCAUGCGAAUACAUGCUUUAACAGGUAUGAAUUAACCUUCAUUGUUAUGAUCUAUGUCAUGAAAACUUGGGCUGCACGGACUCGCCGUUUGGAUUGACGAUAUUCCUGUACACAUGAUUUUAAGAUUAUUAUUGUGGAAAUCAGUUUUGAGAGAUUGGCAAUCAAUUUUACAGAUUGCAGUCCUCUACAGGGUUAUUUAGCAGGUGGUAGCCUGACAGUGUUCUUGCAUACAGGAACCUUAUCAUCUACUAAUGUUCUAAAAAGUCGAAGCUUCAAAGCUGCUUCAUGUUGCAGCAGUUUCGCAUUUCUGGCACAGCUAGUCAGAGGUUUUACAUGAGACAUAGUCAGUUAACUGCCAAGGCAACAUUAAGCCAGUUACACCAGCAUUUGGGUCUGCGGUGGCUGUGAACUGCAAAUGAUUGUUGUUUCUUUUUACAAGAAUGUCUUCUUUUUUUCAUAAAACUAAUGAACCAGCCUAAGAUCACCUGGAAAUUGGAUUUGCUCAGUUGGCCACAUGUCAGCCAGUGAGCUGCACUGCCUUGGUGCGGACAAAAACCUACUUCAAGCACAUAGCCUGCGAUGUUCAGUUUGCAAGGCUAUAGAAAAGACAUCAAUUGUAUUGGUAAUUAAGUUCAGUGGCCAGAUGUCAAACUUCUCGCUUUGUGUUGCCGUGGCAACAGUGAAACCUGUGAAGUGGGUUGAGGUUUCAUGUGUGGGAAGUCUCCCAUCUCAUUGAAGAAUGGGCAAAGUCAUGUUCCAGAUAGGCUAAAUUAGAGCUCACUUUGGGACAGCAAAGUGCAUUACAAGUGGAGUUAUCGAGUGAUAUCAUUCUGCUGCUUAGUUCACUAUUCUGCUGAGUCUUGGCUAUUUUCUCAGCCGUGGUUCCGUUCAUGGCUUUCACUGAAGCCAGCCUGUGAGAGAUUCUGCAUGUACACUUGUUACUGAGCUAUUGUUUUAGACUGUAUACGAAAUGUCACACGUGCCUGUGGCACUUUAUGUGCUUUUAUUUUCUCGGAGCAGUGGUUCUUUAUCAGUUUCACCUGCUUGGUUUCUGUGUUUUGCAAGCGCUUUGGAAGCGUCUCUGAAGCUUCCUAGUCAUGUUAUUAUAAAUAUUAGACAACAGGGUACUUCACACACCUCCCUGGUAUACGGUACCAUUGCCAAUAGUAUUGGCACUGUCAGUCUUUCUAUAGUCAUAAGAGGCACAGCUGACUUUCUAAACUAGCAUUCUUGAAACAUUGCUGUUUCCUUAGAAGUUCUUAGCUUUGAGCAUCCGGCAACGAGUUCAAAUUUUCAGUGACAAAUGAUGAACUUCUGCGUUGGCAAGAUACUAGAUUUCACGUGAUAGUUCUAAUCUAACACAAGACACUUUGCACAAGCAAGCACGGUGCAAACUACAGUCAUAUCACUGAUGACAGUGGCCGUGUGCUGUGCCAUUGCUGUAAUCGCAACAUCAUCAUCACU
This is a messenger RNA of Rhipicephalus sanguineus (brown dog tick), 3319 nucleotides long. RefSeq names its product putative methyltransferase-like protein 7A. The transcript is spliced from 2 exons. Gene Ontology annotation, molecular function: S-adenosylmethionine-dependent methyltransferase activity. The record is from RefSeq and is a predicted model, not a curated record. Bases 228 to 1070 code for a protein of 280 amino acids. Lineage: Eukaryota; Metazoa; Arthropoda; Arachnida; Ixodida; Ixodidae.